Molecule: messenger RNA, 4556 nt
Organism: Physcomitrium patens
Lineage: Eukaryota; Viridiplantae; Streptophyta; Bryopsida; Funariales; Funariaceae
Biological process (GO): protein phosphorylation
Molecular function (GO): ATP binding; protein kinase activity
Source: RefSeq, a predicted model, not a curated record
CCGGGAUGCCACGGGGUUUUCUUCGAAUCCCCCGAGCACCUUCUUCUCAUGUGCAGAGCUGUAACUGCUAUUCUCAGCCUCACUUGGAUGGUGAAUCGAACGGAGCUCGCUCCUGCCGACUUUUCAGGAUUCUUACAGUCCCUGUCGAUGUUGUAACAACCUUGUGCCGUUUGUCCAGCUCCGGGUUUGAUCGAUGCGGGGAUGACUUGAAGGUGGGGUGUGAUCGAAACUUGCCCGGGCGUGGAUCGGGGUAGGUGUUGACGAGUUUACUGUUUGGGGUUUGGAGGUCGGAUAUACUGGUUGUACAGGUUUGCGAAGGUUGUGUUCGUUUGCUUGCAGCGAAGUGCAAUUCGAUGCGUCGGAGUUAAAGUGCCCUCGAGGUUGAGUGUUGCGUGACACCUGCCUCUAUUUAGGGGAGUUCGGACUCCUCGUUAACUCUUCCUCGUUGUUCUCAGAAUGCAUAUCGGCAAUGAAUUUGUUCACCUAUGCAACCUCCAGUGCGCCGAAGGUUAUGCGUUAUCAGCUGGCUUUCGCAGCAAAUAUUAACAAGCGACGAAGGAUUUCAUCUGUUCAUUUCGCUUACUAGCUCAGUGAAUUCACAGGGUUCGGCCUCGGCUGUUGGAAAGCAGGCUUGGAGUUCAAUCUGAGAAUGAGGCUGUCGUGUUGGUACUUUCUGGAUAGACUAGAGAAAUACAACCGUGCAGGUCCCAUUCUCCGUGUAAGCGUAUGACAAAGUUUCCGCAUGGGACUAAGGUUGGGUGAAUUGGGCUUAAACAGCGCAAGGCUAUGGAUCUAAUUUAUACUGGACGCUGUGUUGAGUGAGGCAGGAGUCUUAAGACUUGUAUAUGGGAUGCUUCUAGAAAUGGUGGGCAUUCACUGUGGCACUAGUAUCAGUAGGAAGGGGGUGAUAGGAAGAGGUGCUGAAACAAGGUAUUCCUCGGAGCGAAGGAGACAGGGACAAUGCAGAUUGCACCGUUUUUUCUUACUAGUUGUGUUGUUGCUAGUUGGAAAGGCUUACGAUGUGUGCUGGGCACAAAGCCUCAACGACACCGUUGCGUAUUUGGACAAUAUCGAAAAAGAGGUCAUUAGAGUUGCCGCAAAAGCCACCGAAAAUUUUGCUAACACUUGUGAUUUAGUGGCUUCUUGCGGUGAUAGCUGCUCAAGGCAGUCAUGCGAACCCUUGGCAGGAGACCUUGACUUGUUGAUAUGCAAGAAUGUUGCCAAAAAUCCUACUUGUGUUGAUUCAAGUGGCAACUAUGGAUGUUCCCAGCUUCGAGUCAUUCUCUCCAAGAGUUUUGUUAGAGUUUCUACUCCGCCCAACGUAACUCUGACAACUGCAGCCAACUACACAAUAUGCAGCCAGAGAAUGCUUGAUCCCGUGUUUCUGGAGAUUUCAAAUCGCCAUAACAGUGCAAUCAACCUCACUUCGUGGUUCUACCUGGGAUCAGUGGAAGGAGUGCAACGUUCAUUUCCUGGUCGUGACGUGUUACGGAAAAAUUGUUUGUUCGAUCCACGCAAGCGUCCAUGGUAUAAGGCUGCUACAGCCGUAACGAAAGAUCUCGUCAUUCUUUUGGAUGGUGGAAACUCAAUGGGAGAUGACUUACCUGUUGAUAUCUUCAUUUCCAAAGGCGUCACAAAGUUCGAUACAUCUAUCAAUAUUAUCAAGGCCCUUCUGGACACCCUAACCUAUGGUGAUCGUGUAUCAGUUGUUUUAUUCUCAAGUUCCACCGAACCCUACUUGGUGUACAACACGACGACAGCCACUUACAACACUACUUUCAUGAACCCUUUAAAAGAUGAACUAGAUAAAUUGUCUGUGGAUGCCAAACAAGGAUCCUCCAAUUUCUUAUCAGGGAUUCUUAAAGUCAAUCAAACCUUUUUACCGGAAUCCAACUCCAAUGCCCUUAAAAUCAUGGUUGUCCUUACAGACGGACAUUUUGCAGACGAUACUACUCUGACUUCUACGAGCCCAUACCUUACACAGUUGAGGUCACGGAGGGUUCUACCAUUGUUCUACAGCUUUGAUCGUGAUCUUUCUAAGACAGUAUUGCCGCAGGUAGCUUGCAAUGUGAGUGGGACAUAUGAGCGGAUUGAGAAGACUGUUCUGAAUCCUCUUUGGACCUUGCGAUCUUACUUUGGAAUUAUAGCGCGAUGGCGCUUACAGGCUGUUAAUUACAAGCCCUACUGGAGUAAACCUUACAUAGAUAGUGGAAGUUCUGGACUGGUUAUCACUGUUGCUUAUCCCGUCUUUGCCCCGGACAACUACACACUUAUAGGGGUAGUGGGGUCCGAUGUUCUCUUGACCGAGUUAGGCUCCUUUGCAACCACCGACUUUUCUGCUGCCUUAGCUAAUCGUCCGACUGAUGAUUCCGUCUCUGUCACUCCUGAGCCUCUUUCUUGCAAUGUGACCCUCUCAGAGUUAAACACAUGUCCUAAUGUCGUAGCCCCUGCGAACCCUCUAUGCCCCACCAAUGACACCAGCGGCGUUUCAUAUGAAGAGCGUGUUUGCAACUGUCCUCCCACAUGCAAAGCCCCCAAAACCGGUGACACCAAGAGCUCACCAUCAAGAGAUGUGAUCAUCGGCGUAACUAUUGGAGGUAUUUUGCUUGCCCUGGUAGUUGCUGCACUCUUAACCCUGUAUUGCUGCAAGCGCAGAUUCGAAGACAGGAAGAUAGAAAACCAGGUUUCUGUUGUAGCAACCAAAUCUGCAAGCUCAGAGAAAUCCCUAUCUGGAAAACUCAAGGGUGGAAACGGCUUUAAGCGGGGCUCAUCUGAAUUAUCCACCCCCCGGCCUAACUCAGCUAUCUCUGGUUCUCCUGCUCGGCAAAAGAGUUCCAAAGCUGCAGCUUGGCCAGUGGGUAAUCAAUCUCUCGGCAGAGAUGUGGUCUGUUUCACAAUGGAGGAGCUCGAGGAAGCAACCAACAACUGGUCAGAGGCGGCUCUCGUGGGGAAGGGCGCCUGUGGUAGUGUAUACAGGGGAGAGCUACACGGCGUGGUUCGAGCCAUUAAAAAACCUCAUCCAGAGGUCGACGUUGCCAAGUCCACAUUUGACAAAGAAUUAGACCUCCUGUCGAAGUUGAACCACAGGUGUCUAGUGCGUCUGAUCGGUUACUGCGAAGACGAACAUGUGCUUGUGUUCGAAUACAUGCAACAUGGAACUGUGGAAGACUGUCUCCACAAGAACCGUCUAGGGAGGCCACUGAGCUGGGAAGAGCGACUGAAAAUCGCCGCAGGAGCUUCUAAGGGACUAGAGUAUCUGCACGAGUAUGCUACCACCAUGAUCAUCCACGGCGAUGUUAAGCCAGCCAACAUCUUGUUAGAUGACAAGCUUGAGGCCCACAUUUCAGACUUCGGGUUGUCUCUCUCUAGCCACGACCAAAAUGCGCAAAUGCUGUGGGCUUCACGCAUGGGGGGUACUCCAGGGUACUUCGACCCGGAGUAUGCUUCCCUUGGUUCUUUCACGCCCAAGAGUGAUGUCUACAGCUUUGGAAUUGUGCUUCUGGAGAUUCUCAGUGGGCGGAAGGUGGUGCACGAGAGGAGAAACAUCACAAGCUGGGCUGCUGAGAUGUAUGAACAAGACGUUGCGGCUGUAUUGGACCCCAGCUUGGAGCCACCUCAGGGAGUGGAUUCUUUUCACGCCAUCAUAGCCCUGGCUCUGCAAUGUGUGCAGACCGAGCAUAGAUACCGUCCAAAAAUGAAAGACGUGGCUGCCAAAUUGAGUAAUGCAGCUGCAGAUUGGCACAAAUUUGAACAGGAGAGUUCGCUGAACGAUAAAAAGCAUCCGAGUCGGAGGCAGCAUCCCCAGUACCGGCCCUUGUCCUAUCCUUCAGACGAAUUCGAAGUGGGAUCUUACUUACAUUAAGACACUUCAGCAGAAUCAUGGCACGUCUCGAUCAACAUCAAGGCCUUAGCAACUUUGGCCCAGUGACACAAUCGCCAAAGCCUUACACUAAUUCUGGAACGUUGCAAUUUGGGAGUAUCGAAUGACCUGCUGGCAGCCUGCUGCUGUGCACGUGCGCACAAACUUUCAAAAGUAGUGGGUGAUUUUCUCCGCUUCAGAUGCAGCCAGAUGCAGCCAGAUGCGGGUUGGUUCAGAAUAUUCCCGCCGCAUUGACUACGUCACGCACUUCUUUCAACCUGGUUAUGGGCAGAUGAUCAGUCCUUCUCUUGACACAGUUCAAACCAGGAUUUAGUUGCACUUCAAUUCUAGCUGAUCAAUUGUAGUCUAUACGGUUCAGUUUCUAUAGAAUCUGCCUAAUCAUUGACUUCGUUACUUCUGCUCAGGUCGAUUUGUCUCUGGUUGUUUUGAUGCGUAGCGUUUCGCUUGAAACACUCGAGCUAGUCUAAAGGUAUUGAGAGUGAAUCUUCAGUAUUGGCAAGUACUGAGGGUUAUCGUCCACCAAACUUGCCAACUAUCCCAUGUGUUACACGUUUUUACUUCUGGGUGAUCUUCCCAAGGGGCCGUUUAGACUGCAGGCCAAUGAUUCAACUUGUAACACUAGCGCUUAGGCUGAACUUUUCGUCAAACAAGCUUUUUAGGUCUUCGGCUGUGUACA